Molecule: messenger RNA, 11001 nt
Organism: Salvelinus fontinalis (brook trout)
Lineage: Eukaryota; Metazoa; Chordata; Actinopteri; Salmoniformes; Salmonidae
Product: cAMP-specific 3',5'-cyclic phosphodiesterase 4D-like
Exons: 15
Coding region: 1069-3288 (739 amino acids)
Biological process (GO): signal transduction
Cellular component (GO): nucleus; perinuclear region of cytoplasm; cytosol
Molecular function (GO): 3',5'-cyclic-AMP phosphodiesterase activity
Source: RefSeq, a predicted model, not a curated record
UCUCUCUCCCUCUGGGGGGUUAGUGUUGUUGUUUGUUUCUCCAGGCCAGAGUUAAGUCCCAGCAGUCUCAGGAGAGAAGAGAGGAGAGUCUGAUAUGGACGGUUGAAGAGACUGCACACUCCAGGGAGCAUCUGAUGGGAUUAUAAAACCAGAUUUCCCCCUUCUCUCUCUCUUUUUCCCCCACUGGGAAUAAAGUGGUUCGAUCCUUCAUUUGAACAAAGAAAGAAGCAACUCCUGGGGUCUAGAACUGCGCUGUAUCACGUUUUAAGGCAGCUUUUGGAAAAAGAGAAAAGUUUGGCCCCUUUUUGGAGGAUUCUUUACCCCGUCAGUCCUCCGACCAUUGGGAAGAUUAAGUCCGCUGUUUCCUAUUUAGGAAUUCGAGGAAGGCUCCUUGCUGGUGAGCAGAAAAGAAAACAAGCAAGGAAUUAGCUCCAGAUCUUCGCUGACAGCUGAUAUGAGCCGCAAUUUAAUUUGAUAUGAUUUGGCCCCCGUCUCCUAGUUGGUAAACUGAUAUGAUUUCUGAGGUGGGCUCCUAACAGACAUCACUCUUUGCCUUUUUAGGUGGGUUUACACAGAGUUGGGUGAACUUCAUCAGUUUUUUCAAACACAUGGACGUAUCCCCACUGCAGGGACCAGAUGCUGUAGAACUUUAGCGGCUGAAUUGAGCAUACUUUCUGAUCUCUGGAUUUUGCACUGCUUUUCAAUGAAGGCCACUACGUUAUCAUAAAACUUUUUUUCUUCUUUGGAAUUGUAUGAAACACACACCAGCCCAAAUGUUUGCACGAAGACCUGUUAUUGACAGCGCUGAACUUGAAUGCAUCCUACUUGUGUCUCUACUAGAUGCAGUAGAUUUCCCUUUGUUCUGCUUUUGUGGACUGAUUGUUCUCACAAGGUGUACCAUGCUUAGUUUGUGACCGAACAGUACCAAGAAACAUUGGACAUUCACCCCAGAAAGAACGGUCAUUUCAGACAAGCUGGAGAAGUCUUAGUCCACAGAGAUGUUGCAUUCCAUUCUGUUCAUCCCCUGUCAUCUCAAGGCUGUUACAUCUCCGUGAAAUACCCACUACAAUGAUGAACAAAGACUCUCGCUUCCCCAGGAAGGCUGUCCAUAGCAACCCCUCCUCUCGAAGGCACUCAUGCAUCGGUUUUGAUGCUGAGAAUGGCUUGUCGGUGGGGCGCAGCCCCCUGGACCCGCCGGCCAGUCCCGGCUCCGGCCUGGUGCUCCAGGCCAACUACCACAGCCAGCGCCGUGAGUCCUUCCUCUACCGCUCCGACUCAGACUUUGACCUCUCACCCAAAGCCCCCUCGAGGAACUCGUCCACUGCCAGUGAUCUGGAAGAAAGCUUGAAGCACUGGGAAGUCAACUGGUUGUCUCGACAUGGAGAAGACAUGAUUGUGACACCAUUUGCACAGGUACUUGCCAGUUUGAGGACGGUAAGAAGCAACUUCGCCGUUUUGACCCAUCAGCAAGAUCGUCAACCCAGCAAGAGAAUUGGCAGUAAUCCACCGUCCAUGUUAAAUACAAGCUUAGCAGAGGAGCCGUUUCAGCAGCUGGCCGUGGAGACUCUGGACGAGCUGGACUGGUGUCUGGAGCAGCUGGAUACUCUGAAGACACGCCACUCCGUCAGCGAGAUGGCCUCCAAUAAGUUCAAGAGGAUGCUGAACAGAGAGCUCACUCAGCUAUCAGAGACCAGCAGAUCAGGGAACCAGGUGUCAGAGUUCAUCUCCAGCACCUUCCUAGAAAAGCAACAUGACAUGGAGAUCAUGUCUCCAAACAUCAAGGAGAAGAAGGAGAAAACGGACAAGAAGAAGCGUCCCAUGUCCCAGAUCGUGGGGGUGAAGAAGCCCAGAAUCAUCCCUAGUGUAGCCCCCUCCAGCAUCCCCCGCUUCGGGGUCGCUUCCACUCAGGAGGGCUUUCUCGCCAAGCAGUUGGAAGAUAUAAACCGAUGGGGUGUGGAUAUUUUCAAAAUAUCUGAAUAUUCUGGGAAUCGUCCGCUGACGGUGGCGAUUUAUUCAAUUUUCCAGGAGCGAGAGCUGCUGAAGUCCUUCAAGAUCCCUGCAGACACCUUCAUCACCUUCAUGAUGACCCUGGAGGACCACUACCACCACGAUGUGGCCUACCACAACAACAUCCACGCUGCAGACGUGGUCCAGUCCACCCACGUCCUCCUCUCUACCCCUGCCUUGGAGGCGGUGUUCACUGACUUGGAGAUCCUAGCUGCUCUGUUUGCCAGUGCUAUACAUGAUGUGGACCACCCAGGGGUAUCUAACCAAUUCCUCAUCAACACCAACUCCGAGCUGGCCCUGAUGUACAACGACGUGUCGGUUCUGGAAAACCACCACCUGGCCGUGGGCUUUAAGCUGCUGCAGGAGGACAACUGUGACAUCUUCCAGAACCUCAGCAAGAAACAGAGGCAGUCCCUACGCAAGAUGGUCAUAGACAUGGUGUUAGCCACAGACAUGUCCAAACACAUGAACCUGCUGGCUGACCUGAAGACUAUGGUCGAGACCAAGAAGGUGACCAGUCUAGGAGUACUUCUACUAGACAACUAUGGAGAUCGUAUCCAGGUCCUCCAGAAUAUGGUUCACUGUGCUGACCUCAGUAACCCCACCAAGCCCCUGGAGGUCUACCGCCAGUGGACUGACCGCAUCAUGGUGGAGUUCUUCACCCAGGGGGACAGGGAGAGGGACAAGGGCAUGGAGAUCAGCCCCAUGUGUGACAAACACAAUGCCUCCAUCGAGAAGAACCAGGUGGGCUUCAUAGACUACAUCGUCCACCCUCUGUGGGAGACGUGGGCAGACCUGGUCCACCCUGAUGCCCAGGACAUCCUAGACACGCUGGAGGACAAUCGUGAGUGGUACCAGAGUAUGAUCCCCCACAGCCCCUCGCCCACACCCGAGGCCCAGGACAAGAUGGGCCUGCCUGGGGGAGCCAUGGGAGCCGGAGGGGGUGGAGGUGGAUCCUCCACAGGAGAUAAGUUCCAGUUUGAGCUGACCCUAGAGGAGGAGGAGGGCGAGUCCGACUCAGAGAGCCCUCCGGCAGAGGAGGAGGGGUACAGUAGCACUGGGAUGGAGCCUUCUAGGACUGACCCGGACAGCAGGCUCCAUUCCGUGUCUGCCACUGCUCACCCACACACGCAAGUACUCUCCAAAAUGGCUACCUCUGUCCUCAAUCUUGGUGGCAGGACUUUGUCCACAGACUCUGACCCAGAAAGGGAGGCCACCGAAGACAGAGAACAUGACCAAGAAGGUAACGCCGGUGUGAGGCGCUUCAGGCUAGGUACAUAACAUCAGUGCAAUUUUCUUUUUUUCUUCUUUUUUUAAUUUUAAUUUCUGCACCUCCCCCCUGACCCCUUCAACCCCCAUCUCUGGCUUCCUUGGAUUGAAUGGCAGGACAAAGCUGGGGUAAAGAACGUAGAGGGGGUGCGUUCAGGAAGUCUGCACUUACACAGCAGUCACCUCGUACUGGAGAAAGGAGAGCCCCACUGUUCCUUCUUUGGUUGCAGAGAACAGGAAACUGUGUUUUUGAGCUGGUCUUUUGUGUUUUACCGAUACGUCUCUAAGUUGGACCUGUCGCCAUAUUCAGUUUAUGUUUCUCAGAAACACUGAGAAAACCAACCUUCCUGUUUUGCAAGUCAAGCCAAGGUCUACGACAAAAGAGCAAGGAAUUUUGUGGAACACGUCUUCCUUUUGACUACUUAUGACCGCUAGAAACAAUUGACGAAGCGACGAACUUAGUAACAACAAACACCACAAAGGCUUUUGAGACGUUAUGCCAAACAGAUUAAUAAACAUGGACUUGGCCAAUGGCAACAUUUGCCUGCCUUUUCAACUGUUGGUAAUUUUGUCUUUAAUUUAAGUCCUUUUAAACUAGUGCAGAAAGUGGUUUAAACCGGUAAACUGCAGACUUACCAAAUAUGUACUACAAAGGACAAAGUACAGAGCAGAACGUCAGAUUUGAGGAGGAGAUUGUUUCAAUGUAGCACAAUACUUUUUGUGUACCUUGUUGUAACAGCUAGGGGUCUCUCUCAUCAGCCACACUCUUAACAACUGGUUUAGGGUCAGUUCUUCCUCCCACAGUCCUAACCUGAACUGUUAUGUGUAAACCAACAAAACCAACCUUGAGCCAGUCGUUAUAGGGGCAUAUAAGUAACCCAAAGCUAUGCGGUGUGCACCUGGCACCUCCCAGUGUUGAAUAUCGGAAUUAAAGUCUGAACGUGUACUGCAAUUCAAGGCAUUCAAAAUGCCCAUACCUACAGCAAAUUGACUAUAGGUAUGUUAAGUGGAUUGGUUUUAGCUGUGUUGCUGUUGUAGGCAGGGGUAUCCAAAACAAGCACUUCAGUUAAGAUUCACCACUUGUCUGUAUGAUUUUAUUUUAUUUCGUUUUUUUUCUAUUUGAAGUCCCUCAAAGUGUAUACAUACUGCUUUAUACUGUAAUUGUGUGUAUCCUUAACCUUUUUAUGGCAUCAGUUUGCCUCCACUUUUAGCACUUUACAAUUUUACUCACAGCCAAUCCCCAUCCUGCUUGGAAGGGCUUGAGCCAAUCCAUAAACACAUUGGAGGCAGGUGACUGAGAAUUUUUGUUUGCCACUGGCAACAUGGUAGCCAGCACUUACAUACCCUAGCACAUUAGGAUAACUAGUUGCUUUGAGGGAACCUGGACAAAGUUAAGUUAACUGUUUGACAGUACAGUAGGGCUGUGGGACAUUUUUUACAUUUACAUUUUAGUCAUUUAACAGAUGCUUUAUCCAGAGCAACUUAUGACUUGAGUGCAUGCAUUUUCAUACUGGUCCCCGUGGGAAUCGAACCCACAACCCUGGCGUUGCAAGUGCCAUACUCUACCAAAUGAGUCAAACUGUACAAUGUCCUUUCAAGUCUAUUAUUGUUGUUACAGUAAAGGUCUCAAGUUUCCUACUUACUUCAGGUACCAUCAUCUGGUCACACUGUCAACCAGUUGAACUAGUAAAAAAAAGAUACAUUGGUAGCGUUUACAUAUGUUAUCACAGUUUGUGAAGCGCAUGGUGUAAUAUUUGCCAAACGAUUUCAGAAAUGUAUGAAAGAUGUGCCGCUCAAGGCAAUUGUAACUGUAAAAAAAAAGAAAAAAAAAAAAGACCGUUGGCCAUAGGCCAGUUUUCUGUGCUGAAAUUUUCACACCCUUUUCCUUUUGUCAUUGGUCAAUAUUCUGCUCUUCACAGGGACAUGACCAAUGACAGUACAAGUGCCAAGCAAGCAUGACACAACUCGAACUGUAAUUUCCAUUUUGCCCCUGGCUAAUUUCCAUCAAUGACUAAUGUUGAUCAUGUCGCCCUCCCUGUGUACCCUUUCUGCCCCAUAGGUUUUCUGUUUUAGAACAAUAAUCCACUGAUAACUGCACCUUUCUGAAUGUUUGAAUGUUUGAACAUUUAGAUUAAUUGAAUUUGUAAAGAAACCAAAGCACUUUGUAUAGUAAUUUUUACAGGACUGUGCUUAAAGUACAGUCGAGUGUGAUGUAACUCUGUUGACUAAUCCACAUUAGUAUUCCGUAUUCUGGUAUUAUGUGGCUUGAUUAUUACAAUUGAUGCAUAGCACAGGCUGGACCACUGAAGCUAAAUUGGGGGACUUGUGCUAUGGAAUUAAAACUUUUUUGUAACUAUAAUAGGUUUUGAUAAAGAUGCAUGACAUUGGCUGCAAGAUUCAUAAGGAAAGUAUUCAAGUAUCUAAAAUAAGCUCAUCUGUGAACGAAAGAGAAACUUUUGAACCUACACCGUGGAGUAUAUUGAUGUUGUGUUUUUAUGAAAGAUCCAGAAAUGUGACUUUCUGGAGCCUUAUAUUUGCGUAAAUUUUCUUUCCUCAUAGAUUGUAUACUCGAUAUGGUGGGGAGACACCAGUGCUAUGCACACAGUAGUUAAGGAGCACAAACAGUUCAGAACUCAAGCAAGCCUUUCUGUCUUUCUCAGCUUUCAUGAAAAAUGUCUUCACCAGCCAUUGUUAUGACAGUAUUUUCACGAGGAUUCAGUUAUGCUCUCUGUCUACCAUUGAUUGUUUUGUAUAUUUUCCUCACAAUGCUUUGUGUACAGUUUAUUUAUUAUUUCUAUAUCUGUACGAAAAUGAAGAACUAUAGACUUUGUUGGAGGCUAAGUAUUUAUUUGUAGCUACCUUCCGAGCUUUGGGAGAAAAAAAAUGGGACAGAUUUCAACUACAGUGCUCAACCAUGGAGGCCGUUGGGAGGAGCUAUAGAAGGACGGGCUCAUUGUAAUGGCUGGAAUGGAAUUAAUGGAACGGAGUAAAACAUGUGGUUUCCAUAUGUUUGAUGUGUUUAAUACCGUUUCAUUUAUUCCAUUCCAGCCAUUACAAUGAGACGUCCUCCCAUAGAUCUUGCCACCAGCCUCCUCUGGCACACAACCAAAUGUUUUAGUUUCCUUAUGUCUGCCAUAAAAGAAAGCAAAAAUAAUCCAACUUUCCGGUUUCCUUUCAGUCGGUCACUCGGUAUAACAGACUAUGUAGGGUCAACGACCAAUCCUAUUCACCUGAAGCAAAUUGAAAUCACUCCCAACGGGCCAAUGGAUGCCGAGCCUGCCCUCGGAUGCUCCGCCUUCCUGACUAUAAUACCGGGGCUCGCAUUUCCUACAUUUUUGCGUUUGCUAAAAGUUAACAACUUUCUGCUCUGCUUGUGUAGCUAAUACUUCCUUGCUUAGGUAGGAUUUGUGUUUGCUUAACACCCACUACUUUCUGCUCUGCUUGUGUAGCUAGUGCUCUGUUGCUUGAGUAAGAUGGCCAGUGGUAGGAAGAAGUUCAAAAAGGCUAACCAGUCGAGUUUGAACCUCCGACCAUGACCAAGAGUGCUAUCCUGCUUGCUUGGGGUGGAAACACACUCAGGACUCCUUGGCUCGGGCCAGUUGGCGUGACCAUUGUCUCCGGCUGGGUUCAAUCUCUAUUGGGCGUAGGGCUUACUUUGUGAGGAUGAUUGAGGCUGCUGGCGAAGGUUCUUCCAGUGAAAAUGAGGGUUUGGGAAUGGGGUUGUUUGAGGCCGGCGUAGGGCCGCAGCGGGGGUCUGAGUUGAUAGGGGUGUAAUCCCAGCCGAGUGAGGCUCAUUCUGGUGUCUCUGGCAGUUUUCAGAGUCUGGAUUCCAAGGCUGAUAUACUAUCCCUGGUUGGCUCUGGAGGGUUUUCAGUGUCAAUCAGUUGACAUCAGUCCGGGGAGGCCUGAAGCCCCGGCUUUGGAUUUGGUGGGGGAGAGUGAACCAUUAGUGGUUAAUGCGCCUUUGUUGGAGCUGUGUCGUAGGGCGGCAGAUCACCUAGGGGUGGAUUGUCCUUCUCCCCUGCAGAGGAGUUCCUCCAGGUUAGCUCCCGUCCCUGCAGCAGUGAUGAGUGAUGAGCUAAAGACAACCUGCGAUUCCCCUCAUUCAGCCAGGCUGGUGCUACCAGGUUAUCUCGAGUUCAUUAAUAGAGGGUAUGGAGGAGACAGGGCUCGUUUGCACACCACCAAUGGAUAGAAAGCUGGCGAGUUACUUAACUUCAGAGACUAACAAGGGGGAAAAUUCUAGCAUGGUGCUUCCGAAUAAACAGUGCUGAUCCUCGGCGGAUCAGCUGGACAAAGUUAUGUCUGUCCCACUGUACUAUCCUGGCUGUGGGGGAAAGUAUGGGGGCAAUGGUGAUGGCUCAGUGCCACCUCUGGUUUAUGUUGUCCCGGAUUCCUGAGAGGGACAGGCGGAUGUAUUUGGAUGAGACAGUUUAGUCAAAAAGGUUGUUUUGCUCGGCUAUGGAGUCCUUACAGGCCAGUUUCGAGGAGAAACAAAAGCAGGACGUAGCUCUAUGGGUCCUUUUCCAACUAAAAUUUGGAAAAUCACCUUUGCUGUGGCGGCUCUGCAGUUCCGAGGUGUGAAGGAAAGGGUGCAGGCCAAAGGCGGGUUGCCGCCUUGGUGCUUCUGUGCAGCGGCGGACGUCUUGGCACAGACGGCGUGCUGGUUUGAAGGAACACAGGGUGCAAGCAGAUUCUUCUGUAACGCUGGGGAAGAAGCAGACCUCUCAACCCUAGCUGGAGGCCGGGAGAGGGGGCGUGCUCUAGAGGGGGCGCGCUCUUUCCCAAGCAUUUACUGUGGCAACAGUGCUCCCAAGUGGUUUGGUCAAUAAGGGGUUCGGUCAAUACUGGUUGCCGAAGUCCCCGAAUCCGGUGUGGGCAUAAACACAGUUCCUUCCUCCCAUUCAGACACACGGUUGUCAAAAGUGGUGGAAAUGAAAAACAAGUAUACAUUUUUUUUAAAUAAAUUAACCUUAAUUAUCCUAGGAGAUAAUGUGGUGCUCCACACUGCCACGCUUGUUUCCCAUAUGGUGUUCAUAAUGAAUCACAAGAGAAGUUGUUGACUCCGGCUCAGCGCAUUCAGUUUCUGGCUGGGGCCCUCGGUGCCUUUUCGCUUGUGCCUGUGGUUAUUGGGUCUAAUGGCCUCUAUGGUGGCUGUGGUGCCUCUGGGACGUCUGUUGAUGCUUCUAUUUCAGCGCUCGGUGACUGCUAGUGUCUGAACACAUCUCGCCACUGCCAUUGGUUGCUUAGGGUUUCCCCGUCGUUGCUAUCAAUGAGGUGUUUCCUUCCGAUGUUUUAGGGCCAGCGUGUGUUGGUAAGGUCUGACAAAAGGGCGAUGGUGGCGUACAUCAACAGGCAGGGGGGGCGAGGUCUCUCUUUUGCCUAAACCUGGCACGUUAUCUCCUCGUUUGGAGCAGUGCGAAUUUCCUGCCGCUCAGGGCAAAGUAUCUUCCCGAAUCUCUCCACGUGGGUGCAGAUCUACUUUUCAGGGGUGGUCCUAUCUUUAAGGAGUGGAGACUGCACCCCUCAGUGAUCACCCAGAUAUGGGACCGGUUUGGCAGGGCCAACGUAAAGCUUUACACAUUGCGAGAAAACACGCAUUGUCGACUUCUUCUCAAUGAGAGAUCUGGGCACUUUGUUGUGAGCGGAUGCUUGGCAUAUCAGUGACCUCGGACCCUGCUCUAUGCGUUCCUCCGGUGGACCUGAUUCAGGCCACUGUGGAGAGGGUCCGUCAGGAAGGUCUGUUGUUGAUUCUGGUGGCUCCCCGUUGGCCCAGACAACCCUGAUUCCCGGAGAUCCUCUGCAUGUUAGGCAGGGACCCUGUUAAAGGAGUUUCUGAUGUUCUUGCAAGAGCUUUUUGAGCAGGGCCUUUCUUUUUCCAUAUUAAGUUUAUGUAGGGACCCGUGGAGGGGUUCCGUGUCGUCAGGAUCUAUUGUCUAUUGACACCCAAGGCCGUAGAUAUGGCUCUGCAGGUUUGGCCCCUGAAAGGUUGAAUUUGAUGACAAGGGGUUUAUCCUCAAACGUGAUUAUGACUAUACAGUUGGGCGUGUGCACCCUCUACGAGAGGGUUGUAUAUGAGUGGCACGUGUUUGAGGUUUGGUGUCAGGUUAAAGGAGUUUAUGAUGUUCUUGCAAGAGCUUUUUGAGUAGAGCCUUUCUUUUUCCAUAUUUAAGUGUAUAUGCCAGCCAUCUCAGCGUGUCAUGUAGGGAUUGACGGCUCUACCCAGGGGUCCUAUCCACUGGUGGUGCGGUUCCACAUUGAGUGAGCCUCCGUUGGAACAACUGGAGUCUGUAGACCUGAAGGUCCUUUUCUACAAGACCGCACUGCUAAUGGCCUUGGCGUCAGCCAAGCAUGUUGGGGAUAUCCACAUGCUAUUAGUACACCUCUGCGACUCCAAAGUGUCACAGCAGGUGCCCUGUUGUUUUGGACUUGCGGUUCCUUGUGUGAGUUCUGGCAUUCCAGACUCCUUGGGUCUCUGUGUGAGACUUUUUUAAACCGCGAGGGCAUAGCUGCAGGAAGUAGUGGUGCUAAGGUUGCUGCAGCACCCCCUGAAAAAUCUGAAUAGUAAGAUGUAUUUUUUUUUAUCUUCACAAAGACACACUGGGCCUUUACUAAUCCUGUAUUAGCUGACUGAUAUAGCAAUCUGUAGGGUCGACCAAAAAAUUAUAAUUAUGCAGCCCCCUCCCCCGUCGGUGACAGAAUAGCAGCACCCCCAAACAUGUUUCCUGCAGCUAAGCGCAAGUGUCUAUGGACUUGGGCCAAUGUUAGGCAGCGUUUUGUCCGGGUUACCACAGUUUCCCUGUGGGUUUGAGCCUUGGGCUGCCGUGGCAACGCGCGGGCUGCCUUGGUUCAUUGUGCGUGUGCGCUUUACCAAGUCACGACAGGUGUUCUGUUGUUUUGUACUUGCGGUUCCUUGUACAAGUUCUGACAUGUCAGGCUCACAAGGUAAGUAUUGUUCUUGGAACUGUGGAGUCUAUGGACUUGUGCUGCAGUGGCAGCGUGUCAGUGUGCAUUGCCAAGUUGCAGCAGGUUCUAGGUCCCUAUAUGGGCUUCUGACAGUUCAUAAUUCUUGGGUAAGUAUCAGAGAAAAAGGUGACUUCUGUAAACCCAUUUUGGAGCCGGUGGAACCUGUGUGUGUGCUUGGGCUGUUGUUUGGUACCCUCUGAGCCGGCUUGGAGCAUGAUUGAAAGUACCCAUAGUGUGUUAUACCGAGUGACCGACUGAAAGGGAAUGUACAGUUAUGAAUAUAACUACUGUUCCCUAAAGGAGGGAAUGAGGUAUAACAUAUUUUGACCCCACGCCAUCAGGGGGUUUGGGCUCGCUGAAGAGCAGUACUGAAUUUAGGAAAUGUAUGCGAGCCCUCAUAUUAUAGCCAGGGAGGCGGGGCUUCUGAGGGCGGGCUCUGCAUUAAUUGGCCCGUUGGGUUUGAUUUCAGUUUGCUUCAGGUGAACAGGAUUGGUUGAUCCCCUAUAAUAUUUUAUACCUUGUUCCCUCCUUCAGGGAACAGUAGUUAUCUUCAUAACUGUACGUUUUCUAGAUAGCAUCAGUAGAGUAGGAGAUUCCUCCUCGUUUCAGGCACAUUGUUCCUAUGUUUUUCUCCAGACCAGAACUAUUCAGUCUGCAGUCUCGACAAUCCAAACACAACUGUUUACUAUGGGUUUCAACGCUGUUACUGUAACUGUACGCCUGUCCACCUUGCCAAUAAAGAAGUCUUCAUGCUUUUGA